GUUUACUUGUGUUUUGGCAUUGUCGCUGCAUUUCUGUUGGAUCCCGUUUACACCAAUGGACUGACAUCAGCUAGCAGAGAUGCUGUUUAAAGAUCUCCCCAGAGAGGCCCUGAUGCGGCCCUUGUCUAGAAAUGAAGUGGUGGGCAUGUUGCUGAGGUUGACCAUCUUUGGUGCAGCGACUUACUACAGCAUCAAAUGGGUUGUGGAAGCUAUGGACCCUACCUCCAAACAGAAAAACCAAGCCAAGAAAAGGGCUGAACAGCUGAUGAAGAGGAUUGGUGUUGAGGGGGUCAAACUAACAGAGUAUGAGAUGAACAUUGCAUCUCACCUAGUUGAUCCACAAACUAUGAAGGUGUCCUGGAGAGACAUAGCAGGUCUGGAUGAGGUUAUAAAUGAGCUGCAAGACACAGUCAUCCUGCCUUUUCAGAAAAGACAUCUUUUAGCUGGAUCCAAACUCUUUCAGCCUCCUAAAGGUGUUUUAUUGUUUGGCCCGCCGGGAUGUGGGAAGACCAUGAUCGCCAAGGCAACAGCCAAAGCCUCGGGCUGCAAGUUCAUCAACCUUCAGGCCUCCACGCUGACAGACAUGUGGUACGGCGAAUCACAGAAGCUGACCGCCGCUGUCUUCUCAUUGGCCGUCAAAAUCCAGCCCUGUAUCGUAUUUAUCGAUGAGAUUGAGUCAUUUCUGAGGAACCGCUCCAGUCUGGACCAUGAGGCCACAGCCAUGAUGAAAGCCCAGUUCAUGAGCCUGUGGGACGGCCUGGAUACUUCCUCAACCACCCAGGUGAUGGUGAUGGGAGCUACAAACAGGCCACAGGACGUGGAUCCAGCCAUCCUGCGCAGGAUGCCCACCACUUUUCAUGUUGGCCUGCCCAACACAAGACAAAGACAGGACAUCCUGAGGCUGAUUCUAGCAGGAGAAAACACUUGUGGAUGCGGAUGCUGUGGAGAGGUUGCGGCCAGUCACCCAGCUGGACCUCCUCUUCGGACUGGACAAGAUGAAGGAAUCCAAGCAGGCCACAGCCUUCAGGUUACCCAGCGUGUCGGAGGUUCCCCUGGACUAACCCCCAACACAGCACCACCGGUGGGAAACGCUUCCACACAGUGUUCACAGUGUGCUCCACGUCUCCAGGCGGAGGCUCCUCCAACAUGUCAGAGGUGCGGUUGGAAAAACCAGCAAGCAGCCAUACUUUUCUUAAAGUUUAUUUAUCCAGGCAGCGGUUGUUCUGAGCAUGCUCAUUUUCAGCUCAACCCUGCUGCAUGUGUACAGUUAUAAUACAUUCAGAAAUCUGAUAUCUCCCAGAAGCCGCUGAACAGCCCUGCUGGAGAGCUUUAGUCAAUGUGAGUGUUUUGCUCAAGAGGACGUCGAAGUUUGUCUGGAAGCAGAGAAAACCUUUUUCAUAAACUUUAGGAAUCUGUCCGAAGUUACUGCUAGUAAUACUAAAAACCACUCGAUGACACCACUGUAAGGUCUCAUAUACCCACCUCUGACUCACACCUGACCAUGACCAGAGGGGAUGAAGCACCAUGACUCAUGAUUCAUGAGUCUGCAGUCCAGACCAGAGUAAUCCUUAAACCAACCAUCACUAUCAUCUUUCUUUUUCGGGCAAACACAUGUUUGAAUAACAAAGACUUUAAAGUGAUAUCAUCCGAGCACUUUGGAAGAAAUGAUUCAGCUGAUCCUGGUGCCCCCAAAUCACCUUACACUGGAGUCUCUGCAAGUGUUGUAUGAUAGCAAAUCACUCAUUUUCUCAGUUAUAUCACUUUUGCAAAUAAUGUGUCUAGCAAAAAAAAUGCUUUUUAAUUUUCAGGAAUAUCGAUAUCCAAUCAAAUCAAAUUUUAUGGCUUUCUCUUUUGUUAAUGUCAGAUUUAAGUUUAAUUAUUGAAAAACAACUCCACCUCCAUCUCUUACCCCGAACCUGCUUCGAUGAAAAUUGAAACAACAGUUGCUUUCUCCUAGUGGAUGCACUGUUUAGACUGUUUUUAAAAGCCGACUAGAACAUUGGAUGCCAUUACUUCAGGCCUCCCAUGAUCAGUCACAUAGUUGAUCAGCGGCAUUGUUUUUCUGGUUUGCGUCUCUCCUCCAACUGCACUGAUGUGGUACUCAUCGUGUAAUGAGUUACCACUGCCAAGGAGGAUGGAGUAGCAUGUCAAGUGUAUGUUUUUGGUCACAAAGUGAGCACUUCUCUCUUAUACUAUAUGUAAAUGUUUUCAUUUAGAGACCCGGUGGUACUGAUUCAACCUUGCUUAUCACUUCUCGGCACAUUAGGACAUAAUUUUUAUUUCAAUUUUAAAUAAAAGCGAACUAAUCACAGUGUAAGUUUGAAUUAUUACGCUCCUUUCUCAGAGCUGUCAGAAACAAGGGUGAAAUGGAGAUGGGGGCACCACUUAAACCCUGUAAUAGGAACUUCAGUGAUCAGAGCCAGGAGCAGCUCCGGCUACAUGGCUAUAAAAGAGACUCAUGUAUUGUAUCACUGCUCAGUCUUUCUCAACUGUUAGCAGGUGUAUCAUAGGAAUCGUGCUGUGUGCAUGUUUGUAAAUGUGGGUUAGAGUUGAGACCAAGACUUAAAAUGCAGAUGAAGUUAGCCGAUCCAGUGAAUGGUCUUCAGUGUAUUAAAUGCUGCUUUGUAACAGCAUUUAGUAUAUUUUUCCACCCAAAACGACAAUAGCUGUUACUUUGUGGAAUCAGUCACACAGUCAGAGCUUUUUUAGUGUCAUAUUUAUUUUAUUGUCAUUAAUGAGUCUCCUUUGUUUUGCUUUGGACACUUUUGUAAUGAACUGUUCAUGUUCCGUUCUGUGCAUCAAUCAGUGACUGACAGCAGCAUCUGUCGCUGCAGCACACAUCAGGCCUCUCUGUGUCAGUCUACUUUUAUUCUCACUUUAAAGGGAUCGCGGCUUUAACAUUCACUUUUCAAUCAGUUGUCAGCCUGAAGUGGUUGCGACAUGUUUUUUCUUACCUUCCCUCUGUUAAAAAAAAAAAAAAAAAAGCCUCAUUAUUUGCCACAUGGCCACAGCAUGUGUUCACAGAUCUGUCCGUGGCUCUUAUGCAGACCUUCCUCCCACGCAGUCUUAGCAAAGCAAGGGCACGUCUGUCAUUCAGCCGUGACCACGUGGUGGCACUGUAGCGUCACUGUCUGCUUCGCUGCUAUAUGGACAGGAUAUGGACUGCUGUCAUGUCGAGCACUUUUAUAGCGUUACGGUCAGACAAUGAAAUAGAGAACCUGAUAACUAGAUUAUGUCUCCCUUAUUGGUUUAUUCACUGCUGCUCUUCAUUAGAGUAUCUCAGGUGACAGCGAAAGGUCAAAAUGUUGCCAUGUAAACAAGUAAUUGUGUCACCGCAGGUUCCCUUUCUUGGAGAAAGGUAACGCCUGUGUAAAUGCUUUCCCUCAAUUUAACAUCACACAUCAGGUCAUUAGUUAUGUUGCAAGAGACUAAAUCUGUGGAUACAAAGUGUCCAUAUGCAGUUACUGUUCAUCCGGUUGUCAGCUACGUGUAUGUGUUGAAAAUCAUAUGUUAACCAUGUACUGUAAAGUGUAUUUAUUAGAUGACAGAAGAAGAAAAUAUUUAUCCUUUUUCAACCAGCAAAAUGUUACCUCAUUUAUUUCAGCAUGAAUUUCAACCUGUUUAUCUUUGUCCUGUUCAAGUGUAUUUAAUGUAAUAAAUCUCGUC
This is a messenger RNA of Chelmon rostratus (copperband butterflyfish), 3666 nucleotides long. It is a transcript of the gene atad1a, whose product is annotated as ATPase family AAA domain containing 1a. Gene Ontology annotation, cellular component: mitochondrial outer membrane. Gene Ontology annotation, molecular function: ATP binding; ATP hydrolysis activity. The record is from RefSeq and is a predicted model, not a curated record. Lineage: Eukaryota; Metazoa; Chordata; Actinopteri; Chaetodontiformes; Chaetodontidae. The transcript is spliced from 9 exons. The coding region runs from base 80 to 1273 and encodes 397 amino acids.